Molecule: messenger RNA, 1524 nt
Organism: Triticum turgidum subsp. durum (durum wheat)
Lineage: Eukaryota; Viridiplantae; Streptophyta; Magnoliopsida; Poales; Poaceae
Source: the annotation of a GenBank genome assembly
AUGUACGAUGCUGUCUUUCAGAUCUUUCAAAGCAGCAGCUCUUUGGAGCUAACCAUUGCAAGUUUCCAUCUCUUAAUGGAGCUGGGCAAGCAAUAUCCAAGAGUAUAUUUGACAAAUUCUGGUUCCCAUCCAACUCUAGUUAUAGUUAAAGAGUCAUGGUCACCAUUUCUCCUUGGCAACAAUGUAGCUUCUGGUGAGCUUGGGAGAAACACCAGUCGCUCAGAUCACCUCUUUGAUUCUUUGAGAUUUUCUUUGUUGACCGAAGCUAUGGUUGAAGCAUCGAAUGACACAGGUGCUAAUAAUGGGCUUAAGCAUAUAGAGAACAUGGUGCUGUUCCAAUAUCUCGUUCGCACACUUGAGGCUGAUUUUGUACCUCGUCAUAUUGCAUAUAAAGAGUCAUUAGACUGGGUGAUUAUCAGGGAAUCUGUUUUAAGCGUGCUUCUGGGAUCGCGAAAACUGGUAUUCAAAAUGUUUGUCAAGAACUGCAUAUCCCUUCUGAACCAACAUCAGCGGGAAGUUGAAGAUGACAUAUCUUCUAAAUCAGCAUCUGAUUUAGAUUCUUCCUUAACCUUUUCAUUGCUUGAGUUUGAAAGAGAAGCGCUUAUAUCCGUGAAAAAACUUUUCAUUAUGGUUAUAAACCUUGACUUGAUUAGGAAAGAAGCAGACAAAUUGGGCCUGACUUCAAGGGCUGAUGGCCUCAGCCAGUGGUUGCUCCAAAACGAUGCCCCCAGGAGGGCGAACGACACCGCAGGCGUCAUCAUCGUCCGAUCCGGUAGACCUAGAUCUAGGGUUUCCCCCGGAACAUCCCAAUUGGGACUGCCGCUAAACGCCACCCAACCAAGACGAGCCCACCACCUUCCCAUGCUCACCGAAGGCGACACCUCCAUGAAGAUGACGACGCCGCGAGCGUCGCUGCCGCCCAAUCCAGAGGGAUUUGGGUUUUCACCCCGCUACUAUGUUAGUGUUUUGGGUCUUCAUGUGGUUUUACAGGCCUUCACGGAGUGGAAGUGGAAAUUGCAGAUUAUCCUGCUGUACUUCUCAAGAUAUCAAGUUAAGUCUGCAGUCCGUACUCGGAGGUCAGAUAAUUCUCAACAAGAUUUGACAGUGGAAAGCGCUCUGAGUAUGUUUUCAUCAGAAGCAAGCGCAAAGGCCAUGGUUAAGAUGAUGUGUCCAGAAGUUGCUCAGCUUCUCUUAGCACAUGCAUACCAGAUCUCUGUCAUCCAUGUUCCCACCCUGAUGUUCUUCUGCUGUUCUGAUAUUCUUCCAUUUACAGCAAUCUACAUCUUGGGUUAUAAUUUUGACAAUCAUAAAACCUUUCAGGUCUGCCUAUCCGUUGAUGGUGAUUCUAGCGAAGCUAAUGAUGCAGCAAAAAUGAUGGGAGCGUCUCUUCUCGAGAUAUCUUGCAAGUUUGUGUUGGCUUUCCAGAAUCUGAGAAAAAUCAACACGAACAUUCAGAUUUCACAGUUUGAGAAAGAAGCUUUGUUCACUGCAGCAACGCUGACAAGAAAACUGCAGAACGGGUGA